This is a messenger RNA of Kockovaella imperatae, 2151 nucleotides long. Its product is annotated as putative Methionyl-tRNA synthetase. Gene Ontology annotation, molecular function: ATP binding; methionine-tRNA ligase activity. Bases 1 to 2151 code for a protein of 716 amino acids. Gene Ontology annotation, cellular component: cytosol; aminoacyl-tRNA synthetase multienzyme complex. Lineage: Eukaryota; Fungi; Basidiomycota; Tremellomycetes; Tremellales; Cuniculitremaceae. Gene Ontology annotation, biological process: methionyl-tRNA aminoacylation. The transcript has 15 exons. The record is from RefSeq and is a predicted model, not a curated record.
AUGGGGACCCAGCGGAUCAGACAAGCCCCAGGGCUGCUUCUUGAGGUACAUGACUCGGCAAAAGGGCCAGUGUUGCCAAAGGAUGGACAGCGAAACGUUCUCAUCACUUCUGCUCUGCCUUACGUCAACAAUGUUCCUCAUCUUGGGAACAUCAUUGGAUCCACUCUCUCUGCCGACGUCUUUGCGAGGUACUCCCGGACAUUGAACGUGCCAACGCUAUACAUAUGUGGAACCGACGAAUAUGGUACUGCUACCGAGACAAAGGCGCUGGAGGAAGGUGUCACACCUAUGGAGUUGACAACCAAAUUCCACAAACUUCAUACGGAUAUCUACAAGUGGUUCGAGAUCGGCUUUGAUAAAUGGGGAAGGACAUCAACUCCAGAGCACAUGGUUAUCACACAACAGAUCUAUAAAAACUUGCACGAUAACGACCUCCUCCAACUCGAGACCUCUGAACAGACCUACUGCGAAGAUGAUCAAAUGUUCCUCGCUGAUCGAUUUGUCGAAGGCACCUGCCCGAAUUGCGGCUAUGAGGACGCCCGAGGUGACCAAUGCGACAAAUGUGCCUUGACGUUCUCUUCCCCUACCGCCCUGCUCCAACCUCGAUGUAAACGCAACAAAUCACACAAACUCUCUGUCAAACCCUCCACUCACGCUUGCGUCCGCUUGGACCUCUUGCAACCUAGAUUGAUAGAAUGGAUGCAAAAGGCCAGAGUCAAAGGCGGCUGGGGAUCCAAUGCGGUCAUCACGGACAAGGGAGAGAUUGUCGAGCCGAGAAUGCUCGGUGAGGGAUUGAGACCGAGUGCCAUCACACGAGAUCUCAAGUGGGGAGUCGAGGUUCCAAAAGUGGGCAUUGCGGAAGAGGACAAGGCAUUGGAGGGCAAAGUCAUUUAUGUCUGGUUUGACGCACCGAUUGGAUAUCCGUCCAUCACUGCCACGUACACUGACCAGUGGGAGAAAUGGUGGCUGAAUCCCGACAAUGUUGAGCUCUACCAAUUCAUGGGAAAAGACAACGUCUACUUCCACACUGUCCUGUUCCCCUCGAUGCUGAUUGGUGAUGGACGCAAAUGGACUAUGCUGCACAACAUCUCAUCAACUCAAUAUCUCAACUAUGAGGACACAAAAUUCAGCAAGAGCCGGAAUAUUGGUGUCUUUGGCAAUAACGCACAGGAGACUGGCCAACCUGCCUCCGUGUGGCGAUAUUACCUCAUCUCUCAGCGCCCCGAGAAUGCCGAUUCUGCCUUCCUCUGGUCCAGCUUCAUCUCUGCGAACAACAACGAGUUACUCGCAAACUUGGGCAACUUCGUCAAUAGAGUGAUAAAAUUCGUCAAUGCCAAAUUCGACUCGGUCGUCCCUGGAACUGAAACUUCGCUCGACCCCGCUCUCGUCGAUGAUAUAAACGCCCGUCUCGCCGAAUAUCGCAGUAAUAUGGACGAGACCAAGCUCAGGGCUGGUCUUGCAACCGCCAUGAGCAUAUCCGGAAGAGGCAACCAAUACCUUGCCGAGGCAGGUCUCGACAAUGCGCUCCUCGCCAACAACCCUGAACGUUGCGGCGAGGUCCUCCUCAACGCCAUCAACUUGAUCUACCUCAUCAGUGUGGUCUUCCAACCGUUCAUGCCGUCCAUCACUGAUGGAAUUUUGCGACAACUCAAUGCUCCGGCGCGUAGUCUCCCGAAUACCUUCUCUAUAGAUAUUCUUCCUGGUCACACCAUCGGCAAAGCCGAGCACCUGUUUAAGAAGAUUGACAAUGCGAACGGGGAGCAGGAGAAAAAGUGGCAGCAGCAAUUUGGAGGUGACGCCGUCGUGGCCAACAAGGUCGACCCUGCUGGACCUGACGGACACCCUGAAGGAGGCAAAGUACCUCGUCCCGCGGAUAUUCUCCUCAACGAAAAGGCGGAAAAGAAGGCCCAGCAUCUUGCUCGGCAGGCUGAACUGAACCGCAAGAAGAAGGAGAAGGACGCCGAGUCGGAAAAGCUCAAAUCUCCUGAACAGCGGGAUUUGGAAGCACGAGUCGAGGCCCAAGGAAAGCUUGUAGCGUCUCUCAAGUCUGGUAAGGUCGAGGGCAACGUAGAGGAGGCCAUGGCCAAGGCGAAAGAGUUAAAGUCAGAGUUGGCAGAUUUGCGCAAGAAGUUGAAAGAGACGUCAUUGUAA